UGCCAAAAUUGACGGAUUUCAAAACAGUCGAGCUAGAGGAGCUUUCGAGCUCUGAACUGAACAUCAUUCAGUAUUAGUUGUGUAACAAACUUGAGCAAUUAAAAGUUUUGUAAUCUGAUCGCCAAUUCGUUGUCAUUAUCAAUCGAAUACGAGUGAAAUGUGUUAAAGUGUUAGAGCAGACAGUUGUUGUUGUUGUUGUUGGUUUGGUAUUGGUAGUGCAGAAAGACAGCUGAUUUUUGUGUGGAUAACAGGCCUGCAGAGUAAUUUAUUAUAGUACUUGUAACUUGUACGUUUUAUCAGACUCUCCAAAAUGUCAUCCUUGAGAUUAGUAGUGUUCACCAAGGACGUUGCUUGCAACAGCUCACGCAAGAUAAUCAACAGGCGUAAUUUGUUUGACAUUCCUAAAUCGUGUCAAAAGCGGUCUUUUUCUAACAGCGCACGAGUGUCGUCUGUAUUACAACCUACGAUGACAACUACAGUGGACUCCAAGAAUAUGUCAGCUCAAGCCGCUUCUUGUGCAAAAUGUGUUACUUACGAAAAUAUGAAUCCCCAGAUAAAGGUUAUGGAAUAUGCAGUCAGAGGGCCUCUCGUCAUAAGGGCUUCAGAAAUCGAAAAAGAAUUAGAGCAGGGAGCGAAGAAGCCUUUCAAUGAAGUCAUCAAAGCCAACAUUGGAGAUUGCCAUGCCAUGGGACAGGUGCCCAUCACGUUCAUCAGACAGGUGCUGGCGUUGGUUGCUCUUCCAGAACUCUUAAAUGACCCAAGAUUCCCUGAUGAUGUAAAGAAACGAGCAAAAGAUGUUCUGGCGGGAUGCAGGGGCGGAAGUGUAGGUUCUUACACAGACUCUCCCGGUAUCGAGAUAAUCCGCAAACACGUCGCACAGUACAUUGAGAGGAGGGACGGAGGAAUCCCUUGCGAUUGGCAGAACGUCAUCUUGUCUGCCGGUGCUUCUGACGGAAUCAAGUCAGUCAUGAAGCUACUCAUCGAGAACAUUGAUGGCAAGCAGCCAGGAGUGAUGAUUCCCAUCCCUCAGUACCCUCUGUACUCUGCUUCACUGGCUGAGUUCAACAUGCACCAGGUUGGUUACUUCCUGAAUGAAGAGAAAGGUUGGUCCCUGGAAACAGAUGAGCUGGAGCGAUCCUACGCCGAGGCCAAGAAGAUAUGUGCUCCUCGCGCCAUUGUCAUCAUCAACCCCGGCAAUCCCACAGGUCAAGUGCUGUCUAGGGAUAACAUUGAAAACAUCAUCAAGUUUGCCCACAAGUACAACUUGUUCAUUUUUGCUGAUGAGGUUUACCAAGAUAACGUCUACGCCGAAGGCUGCAAGUUUUACUCCUUUAAGAAGGUGUUGACUGAGAUGGGACCUCCUUACAGUGAAAUGGAACUGGCGUCUUUCAUGUCUUGCUCUAAAGGUUACAUGGGAGAGUGUGGACUGCGUGGAGGCUUCUCAGAAGUUAUCAAUCUGGACCCCCAGGUCAAGGCUAUGUUACUCAAGUGUAUCUCUGCAAUGUUGUGUCCUACAGUGCUUGGACAGACUGCCAUGGACUGUGUGGUGAACCCUCCCCAGCCUGGUGAACCGUCCUAUGAGAAGUUCAAGGCAGAGAAGGACGGAGUGUUAAAGUCCCUAGCUCUUAGAGCCAAGAUGGUGGCUGAGACUUUCAACAGCAUUCCUGGCAUGAGCUGCAACACAGUCCAGGGUGCGAUGUAUGCCUUUCCUCAGUUUAAGUUACCUGAGAAGGCGAUCGCCAAGGCCAAGUCGCUAGGUCAGUGUCCCUCGACGUUCUACGCCUUCCAGCUGCUAGAACACACCGGCAUCUGUAUAGUCCCUGGUGCUGGCUUCGGCCAGAAACCUGGAACCUAUCACUUCAGAACAACAAUAUUGCCGCAGCCCGAGAAGUUGAAGGGUAUGCUUGAGAAGUUCCGUGAAUUCCACCUCAAGUUUCUGGAGCAAUACAAGUAAAGCAGAUCAACCAUUUCAUCACAAGAUAGAUAUUUUAGUUUGAUCUACGUCACUUUUCCAUGUCCAUUGAUUUCUAAAGUUUAACUUUGUAAUUAGAUUUUAACUUUGGACUAAAGAUAUAUAAUUUUUAUUUUACAUAAUUUGUUCCUUAGUGUGAUACGCAUUUCAGAUUUGAAUAGGGAAUAUCACUUCAAAAUUAGGUAUAGAAUAAGUACAGUGAGCAAUAACUUAAUUCUCAUUAUCAAGAGUGAAAACUUGUAUGCUUUGUUUAUCAGUUGCAUUGAACAUGUGUUUAUUUUUUAAAUAAGUUUAAAAUAUAUUUUAACCCUUCUGUGAGGUGCCAGAAUUAACUUCUUAACAAACCUUGUAGUGUAUUAUUUGAACGUCUGAAAGUCAAAUAAAAAAUUAUAUAACCAAAGACUUGUUUGUAUUAAUCUAAAAAACUACUUACAGAAAUUUUAAAAAUAAAACUAAAAAGCUUAAAUUUACAAGUGAAAUUUUGCAAUUUCUAAAUCAAUUGCUGUUAUUUAUUUAACAUAAGAUGCUCUACUGUUUUGAAUUCAGGAAUUAACUGGCGGCUAUUAUCCUCAAUAAUAAUGAACAUAAAACUUCCAUGAUUAAAACAAAAUACAGGUAUUGGUUGUAAUGUUUAGAAGUGACAUGUAAAGUAUUUAAUUUAUCGUUAUCUAUAUAUUUAGAUGAAUAUGUAGGUUUUUGAAGUCCUCAUUUUGUGUAUCAGUUAUUUUUGUAUGUAUUUGUUAUAAGCUAUGUGUUAUUUAUUGAAAUGAUUAUAAAAAAUUAAAGGCAGGUCAGUAAGUGUUA
This is a messenger RNA of Macrosteles quadrilineatus (aster leafhopper), 2776 nucleotides long. Its product is annotated as alanine aminotransferase 1-like. The transcript is spliced from 12 exons. Gene Ontology annotation, biological process: biosynthetic process. The coding region runs from base 311 to 1954 and encodes 547 amino acids. Gene Ontology annotation, molecular function: pyridoxal phosphate binding; L-alanine:2-oxoglutarate transaminase activity. The record is from RefSeq and is a predicted model, not a curated record. NCBI's taxonomy places the organism in Eukaryota, Metazoa, Arthropoda, Insecta, Hemiptera, Cicadellidae.